CAGACGUUCACAUCAACAACAGAAUAUUGCAGCCUGCUAGAAUCAAACGACCGUUAGUUUCCUCAACAAUCAACAACACUUUUCUGUGCUAUCCCAAACUCCCACCUGGGGAUCGGUGCAUUGCUAAGACAUCAUAAUUUGAACCUCUUGGUUCGGGGUCCAGUUGCCCAAAUUUCACGGUCUUCCAUUUACUCAUAUUCUCACAAACCAAACGAGUAUUCGUCUCGCUAAUUAUCAUGGACACUGACCCGUCAUACAUUGUGCAGCAUCUUCGAUCCAUUGUGAUCCACUCCCUUGAUAGCUUCAAUUUGAAAAAUGCAGAGUUUGCUGCAGAACGGCUUGUGGCUAUUGCCCCAGAUGACCCAAAUUCUAUAUACUUGUACGCUCUCACACUCUAUCGUCAAGGAAAAUACAAGACUGCUUUCAAUAGAAGCAAUGAGGGGCUUCAACAUGGAAUUAAUCAUUUGGGAUGUGCUUACAUAUUUGCCCGACUGUGUUUGCACCUUCAGAAAUACAAAGAGGGAAUCUACAGGCUCGUGAAUGUUGCUCACUUAUACAACGAAAGCGCCCACAAAUUUGAUGAGAGCGACACGGUAUUAGAAGAGCAUAGUUUCACAAAACUUUCAUCGUAUAAGGGCCAUCAAGGUGGCCUACCUACAAUAAGUAGCUCGCUGCUUUCCCCCGGUUUCCACUUGCCUUCAGUCAGACACAACUACGAGUUUUCACGCUCGAUAUAUCCGGAGUCUUCAGCGAUAUACCACUUGUUGGGCGAUCUUUAUAAAGCUCUGGGUGAUAGCAAAAACAGCAUAUUGAAUUACCAGCAGGCUCUCCGCUUCAAUGCGUUUGACUUUGAAGCAUUUCAAGAAUUGUCGAAGUUAGGUGCGGAGUUGUCUGUGAAGUCUUUGUACAAGUUUCCUUCCCAUAUCAAGCAUGGUGCUCAAGACAAUGUACCAAAAUACUCUGCGUCAAAUUCCAGCUUUUUCCCGAGAAACGGUUACUCCGACACUAAGUAUUCAGAAAAGCCAGAUGGUUCAGGUGUGCCCAACCCGUUCUCCACGACGCCUCGUCAGAAUAAUACAGUCCUGGAAAUUUCAACUCCACAGAUUAAUACCACGACUAUUCCAGACGCUCCAAUGCGUCGCACGCAUGGUCAAGAAGAGCACACACAAACAGGCCUCCUUGUUCCGGUUUCAAAACUUGGAGAACGAAAGACGCCAACUGCGGCAAAUAAACCCUUCCCAUACAUGAAGCGAAAACCUGAAUUGACUGUCUCAGAAGGAGCUAGGGGCUCGAAAAGAUCUGCAUCACUGGGGCUUCUUGCACCUUCAAAUUCUUAUCGUACAGCCCCGCUGAAAGACGUUGAGGUGGCAGAUGCAUACCUACGUCAGCUUUAUUGCAUUUUUGCUAAACUGUUCAAGUCUUUUCUGAAAUACGACUGUUACAAGGCUAUACGUGUUCUAGAAACUCUUCCAGAAAACGAGCAAAACACCCCAUGGGUUCUUUCCAUGCUCGGAAGGCUCCAUUAUGAGAUUGUUAAUUACAAACAGUCCAAGAAGUAUUUUGUGGCAUUGCGGCAACAAGACCGCACGCGUUUGGAAGACAUGGAGUAUUAUUCCACCCUUCUUUGGCAUCUACACAAAAAAGUCGAACUCACGUAUUUGGCUAAUGAACUCCACGACAUAGAUGAAAAUCUGGCCAUCACCUGGUGUGUCAUGGGAAACCUUUUCUCUCUCACCAGAGAAGCAGAUGAAGCAAUCAGAUGCUUUAACAAGUCAUUAGCAAUUGACCCAAAGUUCACUUACGCGUAUACCUUAAGAGGCCAUGAAUAUUUCAGCAACGACAACUACGAGAAGGCGCUUGAGUGCUUUCGAUAUAGUAUUCUUCUAGACGCUCGGCAUUACAAUGCCUUCUAUGGCAUAGGCAUGGUCUACAUCAACUUGGGAGAAUAUCAAAAGGCAGAUUACCACUUUAAGAAAGCAGUUGCUAUCAAUCCGAUCAACAUAAUCUUGAUAUGUUGUGUCGGAAUGGUGUUAGAAAAACUAGGCAAAAAAACACUCGCCCUACGUCAAUACGAAUUGGCGAAUAAGUUACAACCUUUAAGUGCAUUACCGAUAUUCAAAAAAGCACAAUUGCUUUUUGCGAUGCAGCAGUUUCCCCAAGCACUUGAACAAUUCGAGAUCGUUAAAGAACUUGCUCCAAAUGAGGCAUCUGUUCAUUUUCUUCUUGGGCAGUUAUACAAUCUUCAAAAGGAUAAGUUUCUGGCGAUCAGAGAAUUUACGAUCGCAUUGAAUUUGGAUCCCAAAGGAAAUUACUUGAUCCGUGAAGCGAUGGAAACUCUUAAAGAUUGAUAGUGAGAGGUUGGCAUGUCAUUGAGAUAAGAACUGUACCUAGAUAAUAUCACUUAUUACCAUGUCGUGCUUCCGUAGGUGCUUUACUAUUCUUGAAACUCUAAGCCAUU
Messenger RNA from Metschnikowia bicuspidata var. bicuspidata NRRL YB-4993, 2458 nucleotides. RefSeq names its product anaphase promoting complex subunit (gene CDC27). The coding region runs from base 237 to 2348 and encodes 703 amino acids. Gene Ontology annotation, molecular function: protein binding. The record is from RefSeq and is a predicted model, not a curated record. Lineage: Eukaryota; Fungi; Ascomycota; Pichiomycetes; Serinales; Metschnikowiaceae. The transcript has a single exon. Gene Ontology annotation, biological process: cell division.